This is a messenger RNA of Bactrocera dorsalis (oriental fruit fly), 1205 nucleotides long. RefSeq lists its product as uncharacterized. Gene Ontology annotation, molecular function: DNA binding. The transcript is spliced from 2 exons. The record is from RefSeq and is a predicted model, not a curated record. Bases 335 to 1042 code for a protein of 235 amino acids. Lineage: Eukaryota; Metazoa; Arthropoda; Insecta; Diptera; Tephritidae.
AUUUUGUGUUAUUUGUACAUAUUUUCCAAAGUUCGUGUGUAAUACCGUCUAUCAAAAAUUGCAAGGACUGAGAAAAUUAUCUUAAAAUUACCUAAAAACAAGAUGCCGAAAGACAGAAUUACAAUAAUUGAGCGCAUUAAUAACACGUUAUGAAAUUGGCCCUUAAAAUCUCAAAUCCUAUUGGUAAUUGAGAUCAAAAAAUUUGUGAAGAAAUUCUUGUUCUAGCGCUGCGCUUCGGUGCGUUAUCUGCAGUCUGCGGCGCCUGCAAUGAGCAUUGCAAUGGGUCGUAUAAGGAACAAAAAAAUUUGGCUCUAUUUCGAUAGAAUAUCAGAUUAUGCAGCACGUUGUAAGAAUUGUAAACUUAAUUUGUCUUGCAAACACACUUCAGCUAAUUUGGUGCGUCACCUGUAUUACAAGUAGGUCGUUUUCAAUUAAUAUAUUGCUCAAAUACUUCACCCAAUGUUGGUGGCCAUAUUUGCCCACAAUUUUAUCAAUUCACAGACACCAUGUUGAUGCGAGCUACUAUGGUGCAGAACAAACUGGAUUUCUUAAGCAUAAACGUGGAAGAAUAAAUCAAAGAUCUGGUGUUGCGACCGAUGUUUCGCCUCCAUAUCUAACACCAGUCGUCACUACAAAUGACACAUUUGAUCCGCUUGAGGAAAUAAAACAAGAAGUUGUACCCUUGAAACUUGUGCGUUGCGAUAGAUCCGACGAAGAUCCUGAUGUUGAUGAUGACACGCGUUCGACACAUGAAUAUCAAAGACCAACUGCGUCUAUGUCUUCACCAUCACAACAUACGCCGUCAACAGAAGGUUCAAAUGAAGAUAUUAGCUGUGAUUAUGCUAUCGAUACACAUCAUGCUAAUGAAGAGGAGGCAAUUAGCAAGCAGCUAUUUUUGGAUAACCCACAUUUUAAAGAAAAACUUAAAGCAGAAACACGAUAUUUUAAUGAAAUGGCUGAAUUAGCACGUGCUAAAAGAAUUAUGAUCGAAUUGCAAAGUAAGAAGCUGAUGUUAGAAAUGGAAACUAUGCGUUCCAGCUGACUAGGCCUUUUCAAUAAUAAAUACGUUAUUAGCAAUUCCAUAAUAUAUUGCUUAACAUGAGUGUUAUAUAAAAUUUAAUGUUUGGAAUUUACAUGUAUUUCCCCCUUUUAAUAUAAACAUUCUGCUAUUACUAUUAAACUUUAACCAUAUUAAACUCAACUAA